Daphnia pulex (common water flea) is the source of this 602-nucleotide messenger RNA. RefSeq names its product trafficking protein particle complex subunit 1-like (gene Bet5). Lineage: Eukaryota; Metazoa; Arthropoda; Branchiopoda; Diplostraca; Daphniidae. The transcript is spliced from 3 exons. Gene Ontology annotation, cellular component: TRAPP complex. The record is from RefSeq and is a predicted model, not a curated record. Gene Ontology annotation, biological process: endoplasmic reticulum to Golgi vesicle-mediated transport. The coding region runs from base 122 to 550 and encodes 142 amino acids.
AGGAGGAACAUUUUUGUCUUGUUUAUCUCAUAAUGUGGUAAAAUCUGUUAGCAAAUUUUUGGAACAGGAGUCAACAAACAAGACCAAAAUACUAGUUGUAGCACUUUGCUCCUCAACAAAAAUGACAAUUCACAACCUAUACAUGUUUGACCGGCAUGGUGUUUUGAUGUUCUAUGGUGAAUGGAAUCGAAAGCGCCAAUCCGGAAUGACUAUAGAAGAAGAAGCAAAGCUUAUGUAUGGCAUGCUUUAUUCCAUUAGAAACUUUGUUAAUAAAAUGUCACCAGUUGAUGUUCGAGAAGGAUUUCAAUGUUACAGAACAUCCAAAUAUGUACUCAAUUACUUUGAAACUCCAUCAGGUGUGAAGUUUGUCAUGAAUACUGACCUGCAUUCUCAAGGUGUAAGAGAACUAUUACAACAAAUCAACAGCCAAAUUUAUAUUGAAUACUGUGUAAAGAAUCCUGCCUAUCGUUCAGGUGAAACUAUUCAAUGUGAAUUAUUUAAAACAAAACUGGAUGAGCUUGUCAAGCAAUCUCCCAUUUUCAAAGGGUAAAUGUCAUUUGUUUUGUACAAAUUUUCGUGUUGAAAUAAACCAUAUCUGGUCA